AUGGGAGACGCUUCCGCUUCCGACGCGGCCAUCAAGGCGCACAUCGAGUCCCUCGUCGCCACUCAGCUGCCCAACUCGGCCAUCUACAACUUCCUCCUUUCUGAUGUCCGGAUCCACGCUGCCACAAAGGGCACCGUCAAGGCGCGCCUGACCCUGACCGACCACCACGUGAACUCGCGGGGCGGCAUCCACGGCGCCGUUUCCGCCACAUUUACCGACUGGGCCGGCGGCAUGGCGAUCGCCACGUGGGACCUGCGCGACAAGACUGGCGUCUCGGUCGACAUCCAUGUCCGCUACCUGUCGUCUGCCGUUGUCGGCGACGAGGUCGAGAUCGAGGGCACAGCCGAGAAGGUUGGGGGCUCGGUCGCGUUCACCAAGGUCGUCAUCUCCAAGGUGGUGGAUGGCGUUGCCGGACCCAUCAUUGCCAGUGGCACUCAUACCAAAUUCGUCAAGCGCAACUGA
Molecule: messenger RNA, 462 nt
Organism: Microdochium trichocladiopsis
Lineage: Eukaryota; Fungi; Ascomycota; Sordariomycetes; Xylariales; Microdochiaceae
Product: HotDog domain-containing protein
Exons: 1
Coding region: 1-462 (153 amino acids)
Molecular function (GO): fatty acyl-CoA hydrolase activity
Source: RefSeq, a predicted model, not a curated record